Messenger RNA from Drosophila nasuta, 10277 nucleotides. It is a transcript of the gene SK, whose product is annotated as small conductance calcium-activated potassium channel. The transcript is spliced from 15 exons. Gene Ontology annotation, molecular function: small conductance calcium-activated potassium channel activity; calmodulin binding. The record is from RefSeq and is a predicted model, not a curated record. Gene Ontology annotation, biological process: potassium ion transport. NCBI's taxonomy places the organism in Eukaryota, Metazoa, Arthropoda, Insecta, Diptera, Drosophilidae. The coding region runs from base 992 to 4150 and encodes 1052 amino acids. Gene Ontology annotation, cellular component: membrane.
AUCGCACAAACAACACUAACGGAAACAUCACAAAAGCACCGUGCAAAGCCCGGACGGACGGACAGACGGACGGCAAUUCCUGUCUCUGCGUUCGAGUGUGCGUGCGAGUGUGUGUGUGCGUGUGCGUGUGUGUGUGCGAGUGUGCGUGUGCGUGUGUGUGUGUGAGUGGAGCGCAGUCAAUGCGCUUCUGUUGUUGCUGCUGUCAAAGCCCGCGCGGCAGCAACAUCAACAUCCAUCACACCGCCAGCCACAGCAACAGCAACAGCCAUCAGCAACAGCAGCCAAAGCAGCACAAACAAUAAUUUGAAAACACACACAUAAAACAUAAAACUGCAAAACUGUUUAACAAUCAAAAAGAGAAACAUUACACAAAACGCCAGCAACAUUUACAACUUCGUGUUGUUGUCGUCGUCUUGUGUCGUUGUCGUCGUCAUCGUCGUUGUCGUCGUCGUCUAUGUCGCUGUCGUCUGUCGCGUCGCAACGCAACGCAUCGCAUCGCAACGCAACGCAUCGCUAGUUAUAGAUGCACUCCACACAUAUCUAUAACAAAUCUAUAAUUUUUUUUUCUUGUUUUGAACAAAAGUCAGUGCAAAAAGUGCAAAAGAAAUGUGCAAGUAAUAACAGCAACAUCGACAGCAGCAGCAGCAACAUAACGAAAUUGCAGUAGAUAUAUCACAUAUAUAUAUAUCUGUCUGUAUAUAGCAUAUUGUAUGUGCUGCUUACACAUGCUCUUGCUUCAAUGGCAAUAUGCACGAGCAGCAGCGACAACAGCAACAACAGCAACAUCUACAUCAGCAGCAGCAGCAGCAACAUUUGUGACACCCGCGUGCCAAAUAUUGCCGAUUUUGACAAGCAGACGACAGCAGCAAUUGCUACUUACUGAACGAGGCACAACAACAGCAGCAACAGCAACAACGAUUGCAGCAACAGCAGCAACAUCUACAGCAGCAACCACAACGAAUCUUGCAAGCAGACGCCGCAAACUAACAAAAUGUCAAUUCAAAAGUUAAACGAUAACGCGAACUCGGGCUAUGUUAGCUCCGAGGAGACGGACUCGCUGCUAGUGUCGAGCACGACCAAGGGGAGCGGCGGGGGUCGCAGUGCGCUGUUGCGUCAGGUGAAGAGCAACAACAGUGCGGCAAACGGACCAACAACAGCAACAACUGCAGCGGCAGCAGCAGCAGCAGCGGCGGCAGCAAACAAUUCAAUGGCUUCCACGUCGGGAGGGAAACCGACAUUGAUGCGUCAAGAUCGCACUUCCACAUAUCUAACGAGUCCGCAGCAAUCGCAAUCGCAACAGAUGCGCAUGGGCUCUGAGGAGAGUAUGCGAGGUGGAGUUGGGAUGGGAAUGGGAGGAGGUGGAGGUGGAGGAGGAGGAGGAAUGGGAAUGGGGCACGAUGAGGAUAUUGAGCAGGGACUGCGUGCAGCCAUAGUGCCUGAUAUCGAAGUACACGAAGAGGACCAAGAACUAACACAAAACACAUCAACGACCACAACAAUAUCAGCAUCGGCCAGCGUGGCUGGCAAUGCUGCAACGACCAAGUUGCAACAACAACCAUCGGUUGAUAGCCAAUCGAAACAGCAACAACAGCAACAACAACAACCGACCAUAUCAAUUAUGAAUUUAAGCCCAAGCGGUCAUGGCUCAAGUCAUCCCAAUUUGGGCACAUCAUCAUAUCAGAAUCUAUCGUCGAGCAUACCGCCAAGUGCGCCGAGUCGAUGUCGCGCCUGUCGCAACUGCAGUCGACGUGCCUCAACGACACCGAUCUCCACAACGAUGGCCAACACGAUGACAAUGUUGGGUGGCCAGCAGAUCGAUCGUUCGGCGUCGCGGGACAGCGUUAAAAGUGCCUUCCAACAGGGUAACCUGACCAGCUCGAUGGCCAUUUGCAUAUCAAACUCGGCCCUCCAGCAACAGCAGCAGCAACAACAGCAGCAACAGUUGCAAUUGCAGUUGCAACAUCAACAACAGUUGCAGCUGCAUCAUCAUCAGCAGCAACAACAGCAACAGCAGCAAGUGCCGCCGGUGCUCAUCACGUCAUCGCCGACAAAUGGGUCGAGAAUAAUCCGGCAGAGCUCGCAACCGGAGUCGAGCACCACGGCCAUCUGUUGUGGGUCGCAUAGCUCAUGUGGACACUCCCACACGGUGCCGAAUGUGUCGCUGAAGCAGCUGCGCGAAAGCACCACAGAUGGCAUUGCUGGCAUUGCCGCCGAUUCCCUAAGGAUCAAUGGUGGCAUGCGUCCAUUUAAACAGGGCGUUCUUCUAAUGCCUCGCACAUUGUCCGAAAGCCGAAAAUUGCGACUUAGAAGGGCCUUCACAGAGGCCACUAACGAAACGCUUCAAUGCUCCAAAAUGCUCCGCAAGCCAGCGUCGACACUUUCAAUUCCUGGCUCGAUGAAAACACCUUCCAUUGCGAACCGGGAACAGAUCUCAUCUGGAUGCAACGAAGAAGCGGCCGAGGCUUUAGUGGGUAUCCACUCAGACUACCCUAGGUAUGAAAUGUAUAUGGAAGAACGUGCGCUUACUGGCGGCAAUACGUCCAGGAAGCCAUCAACAAACUCGGCCAAACACAAACCCAAUGUGGGCUAUCGCCUGGGCAAGAGAAAAGCUUUAUUCGAGAAGCGCAAACGCAUUAGCGACUACGCCCUCGUCAUGGGUAUGUUCGGGAUCAUCGUGAUGGUCAUUGAAAACGAACUGAGUAGUGCCGGCGUCUACACAAAGGCAUCGUUUUACUCGACAGCGUUAAAAACCUUAAUAUCUGUUUCGACUGUGAUUCUUUUAGGACUUAUAGUAGCUUACCAUGCUUUGGAAGUGCAGGUGAGAUUAUUCAUGAUAGAUAACUGCGCCGACGAUUGGAGGAUCGCAAUGACAUGGCAACGAAUUAGUCAAAUAGGGUUAGAACUUUUUAUAUGCGCUAUACAUCCAAUUCCUGGCGAAUACUAUUUCCAGUGGACGACGAAAUUGGCCAAUAAGAACAAAACAAUUGGCACCGAAAUGGUGCCAUACGACGUAGCUUUAUCACUACCUAUGUUCCUUCGAUUAUAUUUAAUCUGCCGCGUUAUGCUGCUUCAUUCAAAGCUAUUCACAGACGCAUCAUCACGGAGCAUCGGCGCUCUCAAUAGGAUUAAUUUUAACACAAGAUUCGUUUUAAAAACACUAAUGACAAUAUGCCCGGGAACGGUUCUAUUGGUCUUUAUGGUCUCGCUGUGGAUAAUUGCCUCGUGGACCUUGCGGCAAUGCGAAAGAUUUCACGAUGAGGAGCACGCGAAUUUGCUAAACACCAUGUGGCUAACGGCCAUCACAUUUCUGUGUGUCGGCUACGGCGACAUUGUGCCGAACACAUACUGUGGACGCGGUAUAACCCUCACCUGCGGCAUGGUGGGCGCUGGCUGCACGGCGCUGCUCGUCGCCGUCGUCUCACGAAAACUGGAGCUGACUCGUGCCGAGAAGCAUGUGCACAACUUCAUGAUGGACACGCAGUUAACCAAAAGGCUGAAAAAUGCUGCGGCGAAUGUUCUUCGUGAAACUUGGCUCAUUUACAAACAUACAAGACUAGUAAAACGGGUUAAUCCCGGCCGUGUAAGAACCCACCAAAGAAAGUUCCUUCUAGCUAUAUAUGCGUUGCGAAAAGUUAAAAUGGAUCAACGCAAACUAAUGGAUAACGCAAACACAAUAACCGAUAUGGCCAAGACACAAAAUACGGUCUAUGAGAUAAUAUCGGACAUGUCGAGUCGACAGGAUGCCAUCGAAGAGCGUCUCACAAAUCUAGAGGACAAGAUGCAGAGUCUGCAAGAGCACAUGGAGAGCCUUCCCGAUUUAUUGUCGCGCUGCCUGACGCAGCAUCAGGAGCGCAUCGAGCAACGUCGCAACUUUCUACACCCGGACACAGCGGCGACUGCGGCAAUACAGCAGCCCAUUCAGCAGACGACGCCGCAAUCCAUGUUCAACACAGCGCCCAUGCUGUUCCCACAUUCUAGAAGUGUACCCUCAUCCAAUAACGCCGCUGCUACUUACCAUUGGCCAACAAGCCCUAUUUUGCCACCUAUAUCUAGUAGAACACCACAUUUAGUGCCUGAUACUCACAUGCCAUCAAAUGGAUCUGCAGUUAAUACUAGCUACGCUACAUCUUCCAACAAAUACGGCAGCUGAAUAUCAGAAAGAGAGCGCUCCAACUCCGUGAUUAACAUCGAGAUGCUAGCAAUAAGAAGGCCACAACAACCACAACAACCAUCAUCAUUAUCUUCAUCAUCAGCAUCACAACCUCCUCCUCACACACAACUGCGAACAUUACGAGCUACGUCAACAACAACAACAACAACAACAACAACAAGAACAACAACAAAUAAGAAUCCAUCGAUUAAUACAAUGCCCAUGUCGCGAUCCAUGUCGCCCACAAUGAUCGAGAUGGCGCUGAGGCAGCGUCUCACGCUGGAUGAGCGGGAAGAAGACGAAGACGAAGAAGGUGAAAAGGAACAGCAAAAAGCGGAAUCCGAAUCCGAGUUCUAUGAACUUCGGCUAAUCCAUCAACAUCAUCAUCAACAACAACAACUUCAUCAGCAUCAUCCAGCGCCAUCGCAAUCGCAUUCGUAUCGUCGCAUACCCGAGACAACGACAACGAUACCGAUAGCGAUACCGAUAACAAGCGCCGCGACGACGACAUCGAUAUCGAUUGCCUCAAAGAUCACUGAGAAUAAGUUUACUAGGAAAAGAGAACGUGUAUGCAAUAAUAGUAGUAAUAAUAGUGCGAUAACGAUAACAACUAAUAAUAAUCAUAACAACAAUAAUAAUAAUGCGAGUAAUAAUAGUAAUAUUAGCAAUUAUACAACAACAACAACAACAACAACACAGACAUAAGCAACAACAACAAGUCGCAUUUCGAAUUCGUCGGCCUUUUGUAAAUAGAGCCAACACACAUUCGAAAUAAGUACGAACAAAAGUCAAACGUUAGCAUACAGAACUCUCUCUCUCUAUAUAUAUACUAUAUACUUUAUACUAUAUAUGCGUACAUACAUACAACAUACGAUACACACAUAUAUGUGUAUAUGUAACAUGUAAAUAUAUACAUAUAUGUGUACUUGAUUAACUAUAUCGAUAUAUACUCAUACCUAAAAAGUUGCCUUUUUUUCUUUUCUUUUUUUUUUACCAAGUCUAGAAUAUAAUAACAUGUUUUACUUAUCUCCUAACCUUAACAGACGCUCAAAGAGAAUACGUUAUAAUAUUUUAAUAAUAAUUCGAAAUGUUCUAUAUCCAAAAGUCCGUCUGAAAGGAGCAAGAAAUGAAAUAUACUAUCGUAAAAAUAUCGGUAUCUAUUACAGUAAUAUAAUUUCUGUUUAAGGUAAAACAUUUUACAGCAAAUAAAAUAAUAACUUGAAAGUUUCCAAAAAUUCAAAAGUCCGUCUGAAAGCACCAAAAAAUGAAAUAUACCAAAUACUAUAUACUAUACUGCAGAAUACUAUCGAAAAAAUAUCGAUAUAAAAUAUAGUAAAACUUUUACAUAAUAUUAUAUAUAUAUAAUAACUAGAAAUGUUGUAUAUACAAGUCCGUCUGAAAGCAGCAAGAAAGAAAAAAUACUAUAUAAAAUAUACUAAAUGAAGUAUACUAUCGUUAAAGUGUUACUAUAUAUAUUAGAGUAAUAUAAUUUCUUUCACAAAAAAUACUAAAUAAUAACUUUAAACGUUGUAUAUCCAAAAGUCCGUCUGAAAGGAGCAUAAAUUGAAAUAUACUAACAUAUACCAAACAAAAUACUAUAUCCUUAAACUAUCGUUAGCCGUUAUGGCAAUAUAAUUUCGAAGUAAAAAUUCUAGACUUGGUUUACUUACUUUUCCCCUCCCCCCCUCUACAGUAUGUGUGUGUGUGUAAACGUGUAUGUGUAUGUGUAUAUGUGUAUGUAUAUGUAUAUGUAUAUAUCUGUGUGUGUGUUGAUAGAAAACAUCAAAUGGAAGACACACAGUAGAAGAAGUAUUCUAAUUGUUGUAUGUAUUACAAGCCUAAGAAAUCGGUGAACUCACACCACACACACAGACACACACACACAGAGAGACACACACACAGAGAGACACACACAAUACAUGCAUACUAAAUACUAUAUUAGCUCUGGCUUUAAACGAAACCCAAAACCAAGAACACGAUAAACUCAAUUAAGAACCUGACUAGCUUUUCAGAGAGAGGUAAAGAGAUAAAACCUAAUAAUAAAUAGUGAAGAAAACCAGUUAAAAACAAAACAAAAGAAGAACAAUUUUAAUUGAAUUUUGUAAUAUAUUUAAAUAACAAAAAAAAAAUCUAAAAACAAACAUACAAGAAAAACUAAUUCAAUUUAAUAUACAAAUUAGUUGUAAUAUAUAUAUAUAUAUACAUAUAUAUGUAUGAAAGGUAAAAAAAACAAUUUGAAAAAUUCCCAAAAAAAAAAAAAAAAAGAAAAUGAUAAAUGAUAAAUGAGAAUAUAAUAUAGAGUAGUUAAAAUAGCAGAGUGGCCGAGCUACGUAAGUUUUCUAAAGAUUCUAAAAGGAAAUGCAUAGACAUACUAUAAAGUAUUAACUGAGAGCAUCGAAGUUAAUUUUUUUUUUAAUAGGUAAAUGAAACUAAAAUUUAACAAAAUUGACAAAAAUUAGUAAACCAAAAAAACCAAAAAAAAAGUAUAUAAAUAAAAUAAAUACUAAAUGAAUAUAGCGUGAGAAUUAUAAAACACAUAAACUACCAAAAAAAAAAUAUAUAUAUAUGCUUUUAGGCAAGUCGCAAAAUUGAAAUUAACGAAAAACUAGAAAGAGAGAGAGAAAAAUAAGAAAGGUUCAACAACUUCAACGUCAACUGAAACUGAAUUCCCCCCAAUUGAACAUGCCAAGUUGUCGCCGCAGAAAAACUAGAGAAACCGAAAACCAAAAAACCAGGGAACCAGAAACGGAUCUAAAACAAAUAAAAUAAAAAUAAUAAUAAAAAAACAAAAACAAAAUAUGUAGCACUUCUAUCAAAAGUAAAGUAUCUAAAUUCAUAUAUUAUUUAUCUCUCAAAUAGUACAACAUUCCAGAUCCCGUUAGAAUUGCGCAAUAGUUACAAAUUGAUUUGGUCACACUUAUUGUUACGAAUCGUGCUUUGUGCUACGUUUAUGCUGCAGAGAUCUCGUAUUGCUCGUAGACUCCUCCCCUUCCCUCCCUCCCCUUUACUUUUUGGACAAGGAAUACAAAUAUAGUACUACAAAAAAAACAAAAAAAAAAAUACAAAAUACAAUAUAUAUUCUCAAUUGCAGUAAGUUCAUCAAUGAUUCGGAAAAUUCUAUAGUCGAAAUAUACCCAUGAAAUUAAAUGAAAUUAUAAACGAGUAUAAAUGCGUAAGUCAAGUGGAAGAAGUUAAAAAGAAAACCAAAACAAAAAAAACGAAACAAAAGAAAAACAAAAAAUGAACCCUUAAAAAUGUAUACCUAUUUAUGAAUAUUUAAAUUGAAAUUCAAAUGAACGUUCAAGACUGCUGUCAAAAUAGCUUUAUCACAAUAAAAAAACACACACAUACAUACAUGAAAACGAACACUGUGGACAAGAAACACGUAAAUACACAAACCACAAACAAAAGAAAACCAAAAAAAGAAAAACAAAAAAAAACAGAUCAUAUUAUGAAGAGAAAGGGAAUGAAAAUGAAAAAACGAAAGAAAUACGAAAUACGCCCAGCUUUAAUAUUAUGUACUAUAAUGCAUAUUUGGGUUUCAACACUCCAUGAAAAAUCUUCAACAACAAAAACAACAAGAACAAGAACAAGAACUACAACAAAAACCAUUAAAAUUCUCCCGUUUGAACUGGUUUCCUAACACACAAUACCUUGAUACAAAAAACCAACAAAAAACGAAAAAAAAAAAAUACAAACGAAAAUCGAAAAAUGAGAAAAAUGAAAAUGAAAACCAAAAACUUUGAUAUGAGGGACCGAAAAUUCAAGACAGGUCUAUAUUAUACACACAAAACGCAAGAUAUGCAAACCAAAACCAAAAACAAAGAAAAAGAAAAAACAAAAAAUGAGAAAAAGAGAAAAUAAAUCCUUUUUAGCUGGUGAACAAUAUUUAUGUACUACAAACGACAUUGCAUACAACAAAAAAACUUAUCCAACUAUGCCAACUGAAUACUGAACCGAAUCGCACAAUUAUUUAUGCUAUGGAGCCCACGGUGGCACAGUGGGCACAGGCCAGCUGAAAAACGAAAUCAAAGCAGAAAGCAAAUUCAAAAUCUUCAAUAGCAAACACAUAGGUUAAAGCUGCACAACUCGACUCGACUAGCAUAUACCCUGUAACCGAUGGCAAAAAGAGUGAGACAAAACAAAAAACAAACAAGAUUUGUAGCCACCGUAGAAAGCAUAUCCUUAUUAAAAAAAAAACAAAAAGUAGUCCAGUCAGUCUGCUCUAGAAACUCAUAUGGGUAAUUCUCUGACGGGAAAAAAACAUAAAUUGAAACAGUUUUAAAAAUGAGAAAAGGUUAUUCUUAUAGCUCUAUAUUAGCACUUUAAUUAGAGCUAAGAAUGGUUUUGUAAUUUUUCUGUUCUGAUAAUAGCAAAAAUUAACAACUUCGUACGCAAACCAAACAAGUAAAAAAGUUACAGUGUGUUCGGAAGUGGGCGUGGCAGAAAUUUGAAACAAACUUGAUCUGCGUGCAAACAUAACAAAUGCUGUCGAAAAUUAUAGCUCUAUCUCUUAUAGUAUCUGAUAUCUAGUGUUUCAUACGGACAGACGGACAGACAGACAGACGGACAUGGCUAGAUCGUCUCGGCUGUUAACACUGAUCAAGAAUCCUUCUACCUGUUACAUACAUUUCUUUCUACCCUGUGGGUAACGAGUAUAAAAAUGAACGAAUUUAGUUAGAUAUUUUAUCGUACGACAAAACAAGUUUUUAGAUAUUUUAUCGUAAAACAGAACAAGUUCCUAAAAUCAAUCUUAGCUUUAAAUAUAGAGCUAAACCAAAGCUUGAAGAAUAACCUGCACUUAUUUUGAAAAUAGUUUUAGUUACAGAGAAUUACCUCUAUAUAUUUCAAAAGUAUAAAGAAGAAGAUAACAAAAUAAUAUUCAAUCCAUAGAUUAGAUUUGUAGAGAACAAACAGCUUGAGCAUUCGGUUACAGGGAAAGGAAAUUCACCUUAGUUUGUAUUUGCACUGGCCCACUGUGCACUGUGUAUACAAUGUGUCUGUCUCUCUCUAACUGUGCGUGUGCAUGUAUGUAUGUGUGUGUGUCUGUUCUCCCCCCGUAUAACAUUUGUAUGUAUGUAUGUGUGUGUGUUCUUCUCAACAGCGAAACGUAAAGCACACGAAGAAGCAGAAGCAGAAGAAUAUGAAGAAGAAGACGAAGAUGAUUAUGAAGAAGAAGAAGAAGAUGAUGAUGACUACGGUUUACUUCUACUACGAAAAUCACAAAGUAUUGCAUAGCUUCUUCUCAGUUCUCAGUUAACGUUUCCUCCAUUCACGAAUUGAGUUCGAUUCAAACCACAACAACAACAAUAAGAACCACAACAGCAACAACAACAACUUACAACAAAAUGAAACUUUUGGUAUAUUUACACACAGCAAACUAAAAUACUGACAAAACGAUAGAUACUAGAAAAGUAUAAAAAUAGAAAUCCGGCCUCUAUAAAAACCAAAAAAAAACUAAAGUAUAUACGGCAUAGCAUAGAAAAAGUUAAACAACAACAACCAGAAACCACAACAGCAAAAAUAUUGAUUAAAUGGGUUAUACAACAACAACAACAAGAACAACAACAGCAAAACGAAAAACAACAACAAGAAAUCAUACUAUAUACUAUAGACUAUACUAUAUAUAUACAUAUAUAUAUAUAUAUAUAUAUACUAUAUACUUAACAAAAAAAAAACAAAAAACGAAGAUCAUAUUUGACUUUACAUGUAUUAUAAGUAUGUAAUGUAUUCAGUAGUUGAACGAAAGCCGAAGCAAAGACCAAUUUAUUAAGCAUAACAAUUAUUUGUUAAACUAAACAAUAACAAAAAAAGAAAAACUAAAAAAACAACAAAUGCGAAACAAUUUUUUAUUAACAUGUAAACGAAGAUGGAAAUGAACCAGAGAGAAAUUAUGAUGAAAAGGAAAUUAAAAAACAACCAAUUUAAACUAAUCCCAAAACUUAAAGAUAACAACCAAAAACAAAAAAAUAAAUUAAAUUGACAAAAAAAAACAAAAAAAAUCCCCCCAACAAAAAAAAAAACUAAGUUAAACGCUAACAACUUAAACAAAUAAAAUAUAAAUUAAAAGAUUAAACUUAAAAUUAAACAAAACACAAGUUUCUAAAAGAAAUGAAUGCUAAAAGGC